CCUCUCGGAGCUUCAGACCCUCUCUCCGCGGGCUGCGCUGUACUAUUUGAGGCGGGCGCGGGUGGAAGAACACGGCGGUGCCAGCCUCGGCGCGAGGCCGGUGGCGCAGGGAUCCGGGCCGCGGUGCUGAGGCCGCCUGUCAGUCAGUGCGGCGGCGCCGGGACGCGGCCGGAGCGCAGCCGGCAGAAGGCGGUGUGGGGAGCGCGCGGUAACGGAGACGGAGCGCGGCCGGCAGCGGGAGGAGCGGCGAGGGAAGGCGAGAGGGGAAAAAGGGAAAAUAAACGUAAAAGAAGCGAGCUGCGUUUCUUCCGAACUGCAGGAAAAGGCUAUUUCACGACCGGCUCCCUGUCCCCUCGGUCGGCUGCGAUGCUGCUAGCCACCGUGUUGCCCUGGACGUUGGUUUUGCUUGGAACCGCAGCCUCUCUACAAGUGGACAUUGUUCCAAGCCAGGGAGAGAUCAGCGUUGGAGAAUCAAAGUUCUUCUUAUGCCAAGUGGCAGGGGAGGCCAAAUACAAAGACAUUUCCUGGUUUUCCCCUAAUGGUGAGAAGCUGACGCCGAACCAACAGCGCAUCUCAGUGGUGCGAAACGAUGACUUCUCCUCCACCCUCACCAUCUACAACGCCAACAUUGAUGAUGCUGGCAUCUAUAAAUGCGUUGUCAGUAGCAUGGAGGAGGGAGACUCCGAGGCCACCGUCAAUGUGAAAAUUUUCCAAAAACUGAUGUUCAAGAAUGCUCCCACUCCUCAGGAAUUUAAGGAAGGGGAUGAUGCUGUGAUUGUGUGUGAUGUGGUCAGCUCGCUGCCUCCUACCAUCAUUUGGAAGCACAAAGGCAGGGAUGUUAUCCUAAAAAAAGACGUUCGAUUUAUAGUCCUGUCCAACAACUACCUGCAGAUCCGGGGAAUCAAGAAAACGGAUGAAGGGACAUACCGCUGUGAGGGCCGGAUCUUGGCUCGUGGGGAGAUCAACUUCAAAGAUAUUCAGGUCAUCGUGAAUGUACCUCCUUCUGUGCGUGCCAGGCAGAGCACUAUGAAUGCCACUGCCAACCUCAGCCAGUCUGUCACCUUAGCGUGUGAUGCCGAUGGCUUUCCUGAGCCAACAGUGACGUGGACAAAGGAUGGAGAGCCAAUAGAAGAGGCUGAUGAUGAAGAGAAAUACAGUUUUAAUUAUGAUGGGUCUGAGCUCAUCAUCAAGAAGGUGGAUAAGAGCGAUGAAGCGGAAUACAUCUGCAUUGCUGAGAACAAGGCUGGCGAGCAAGAUGCCACCAUUCAUCUCAAAGUCUUUGCAAAACCCAAAAUCACCUAUGUGGAGAAUAAAACAGCCAUGGAGCUGGAGGAUCAGAUUACACUGACCUGUGAGGCAUCUGGGGACCCAAUCCCUUCCAUCACUUGGAGAACUUCCACCAGGAACAUCAGCAAUGAAGAGAAGGCUUCGUGGACCCGACCCGAGAAACAAGAGACCCUGGAUGGGCGCAUCAUAGUACGUAGCCAUGCCCGGGUGUCAUCCCUGACUCUCAAAGACAUUCAGUACACAGAUGCCGGAGAAUAUGUAUGUACAGCCAGCAACACCAUCGGGCAGGACUCCCAGGCCAUGUAUCUUGAAGUGCAGUAUGCCCCCAAGCUUCAAGGCCCUGUGGCUGUCUAUACCUGGGAAGGGAAUCAAGUGAACAUCACCUGUGAGGUAUUUGCUUACCCCAGUGCUGUCAUCUCCUGGUUCCGGGAUGGACAGCUGCUUCCCAGCUCAAACUACAGCAACAUCAAGAUCUACAACACUCCGUCAGCAAGCUAUCUGGAGGUGACACCAGACUCUGAAAAUGACUUUGGGAACUAUAACUGCACUGCUGUGAACCGCAUUGGCCAGGAGUCCUCAGAGUUCAUUCUUGUGCAGGCAGAUACUCCGUCCUCUCCUUCCAUUGACAGAGUGGAGCCGUAUUCCAGUACUGCCCAGGUGGAGUUUGAUGAGCCUGAAGCUACCGGCGGGGUGCCCAUCCUCAAGUACAAAGCAGAGUGGAGGGCACUGGGCGAGGGAGAAUGGCAUUCGAGGCUGUAUGAUGCAAAAGAAGCAAAUGUGGAGGGCAUGAUCACUAUCACUGGCCUGAAACCUGAAACAACCUACUCAGUGAGACUGUCUGCUGUCAAUGGCAAGGGCGUGGGUGAGAUCAGCCUGCCAUCCGACUUCAAGACACAACCAGUUCGCAUCCCUCACCCACCAAGUACUGCUGCACCCACUUCCCGUUUAGCAGACACAACUCAGCUUCUUGCUGAAAAUGGAAGCUCAGAGCCACCAAAAGGGGAACCCAGUGCACCCAAACUGGAAGGUCAGAUGGGAGAAGAUGGAAACUCCAUUAAAGUGAAUGUUAUCAAGCAGGAUGAUGGUGGCUCCCCAAUUAGACAUUAUCUGAUCAAAUACAAAGCUAAGCAUUCCUCAGAAUGGAAACCAGAGAUCAGACUUCCAUCUGGCAGUGACCACGUCAUGCUCAAGUCCCUGGACUGGAAUGCGGAGUAUGAGGUUUAUGUGAUAGCUGAAAACCAGCAAGGGAAGUCCAAACCAGCUCACUAUGCUUUCCGAACUUCUGCUCAGCCUACUGUCAUCCCAGCCAGCACUAGCCCAACAUCAGGCCUUGGGACUGCUGCCAUCGUAGGAAUUCUCAUUGUUAUCUUUGUGCUGCUCCUGGUGGCUGUGGACGUCACCUGCUACUUCCUGAACAAGUGUGGCUUGCUGAUGUGCAUUGCUGUCAACUUGUGUGGCAAAUCUGGCCCAGGAGCAAAGGGCAAAGACAUGGAGGAGGGCAAAGCUGCCUUCUCGAAAGAUGAGUCCAAGGAGCCAAUUGUGGAGGUGCGGACUGAAGAGGAGCGGACCCCCAACCACGAAGGGGGAAAACACACAGAGCCCAAUGAGACCACCCCACUCACGGAGCCAGAGCACCCUGCUGAUACCGCAGCCACUGUUGAGGACAUGCUGCCUUCUGUAACUACGGGCACCACUAACUCUGACACUAUCACUGAAACUUUUGCCACUGCUCAGAACAGCCCCACCAGCGAGACCACUACGCUGACCUCCAGUAUUGCCCUGCCAGCCACGGCCAUUCCUGACUCAAACUCCAUGUCGCCUGGCCAGGCUACUCCAGCCAAAGGGGCAGCCACCUCAGUCUCUUCACCACCACCCUCUUCCACCCCCAAAGUGGCCCCCCUUGUUGAUCUCAGCGAUACCCCGAGUGCUACUCCAGCUACUAAUAAUCUGUCUUCAAGUGUCCUGUCUAACCAAGGUGCAGUGCUCAGCCCCAGCUCUGUUGCUAACGUGGCUGAGACCUCCAAAGUGGCAGCUGGUAACAAGCCAGCUGCCCCAAGUCCUGCAAACCUCACUAGCCCUCCAGCUCCGUCAGAGCCCAAGCAGGAGGUCUCAAGCACCAAGAGCCCUGAAAAGGAAGCUGUGCAGCCCAGUACAGCGAAGAGCCCAACAGAGACAACCAAGAACCCAAGCAAUCUGAAGAGCGAGGCUGCUUCAGGCAGCACCACAAACCCCUCCCAGAAUGAGGACUUUAAAAUGGACGAAGGGACCUUCAAGACACCAGACAUUGAUCUUGCAAAGGAUGUUUUUGCAGCUCUUGGCACUCCUACUCCUGCCAGUGCGACUAGUGGGCAAGCUCGCGAGCUUGCUUCUUCCACUGCAGACAGCUCUGUACCUGCUGCACCUGCAAAGACCGAGAAAAUCCCAGUAGAAGACAAAUCUGAAGUGCAAGCAACGGAAACCAAGACACCUCCAGCAGAAGUCAAGACGGUCCCCAGUGAAGCCACACAAACAAACGAAAAUGAGAGCAAAGCAUGAUCCAGCGACAGAUGAAAGCAAAUGACAGAACGACUUCACCCAAGCAUUUAAAACACAGAACACAACACACAUCUCAUUCCUCUAGUGUCUGUUGCCUUUUUUUAAAAAAACAAACAAAACAGAAAAUGCAUAAAUGGGGGGAGGGGGGAAUCUCUCUUUUUUUUUUUUUCCUUUUAUUUUUCUCUCUCUUUUUUUUUUGUUUUUUGUUUUUUCCUUAAGAUUUCUAGAAAAGUUCUAUUUGUUGUGCACUUGCUUUUAAAAAGUAAUACAUUUUAAAAACAGGGUUAAACCCGUAACCAAAUCAGGGCUCCGCUGACCCUGGGUAUAGUCAAAGAAGUCAAAUGGCAAAUCCCGUUUGCAGCGUGGUUGGGAAGCUCAAAACAAACUAGUCCUAGACAAAAAAAAAAAAAAGAGAAAAAAAAAGACAAAAAAAAAAAGACAAAAAAAAAAAAAAAGACCCUGUUCUUUCCUUCGUUAGUAUAGCAGAUAUAAACCACUGCGCCCUCGGCGCAGCUGGCGCUUAAUGAACAAAGUCCACAAUUUAUUUUUAUACUUUUCAGUCGAGUUUGAAAUAUGUAAAGCCUCAUAAAUAAGUUAUGAUUUCUGUUCACCUUCUAUCUGUUCAGUAAGCAAAGUGUCUCGAGCUCUUUGUGACUGAAUUCUGUUCUCCACGGUAGACAUUUCUUUGGGGGUUAUUAUCAGUUGUUAGGAAGAAUGCCAAAAUUGCAGCUUCGGGGGGGGAUAUAUUUCAAUUUGCAGUAUUCAGACUCUACAUUUCUUUAAAUUUUAUGUUAAUUUUUGCCAACUUUUUUUUUUUCCGGUGUUUACAAUUGACAAUUUUAUUUUUUUUUAACUUUUGUUGUGUUUAAAUGUAUGUGUAAAAUAGCUGCCUUUUUUUUUGUUUUGUUUUUUUUUAAAGAAAAUACAGUUUAUAGAGACUAGGUUAGCAGCAUGCUUGCUUUGCUAAGGGAGACAUUUUAAAACAUGGAUGUUUACAGUAGUUGUUUCCCCUUUAUCUUUUCUUAAUUAUUGUUGUUGUUAUUAUGAUUAUUAUUAUUAUUAUUAUUUCUUACUGGAGUAAGAAGAAAAGUAAUGCUGGGGUUUGGUUUGGGUUUCUUUUUGGGGGGUGGGGGUAUUCAAACCAUUUGCCACCAAUCAAGGUCUUUAUCCAGCAAUCUGUAUAAACACAUCUUAACUUGGAAUGAGAGGGUUGCUGGCAAGAGUCCUUCUAUACUUAAAUUUAGAAAGAGUUGAAGUCCCUUGCUGGACCUGGGCCUGACUGCAUAAGAGAAAUAUCAUCUCCACUUAUUUAGGACAUUCUCCCCUUUCCUUCAUGGAACCCUCCCGGAGCUUUGAGGAGCAGAAGGGAGAUUGUACAGUUAGGGCUGGUCUGGUCUGGUCUUAGAUGUUUGGCUACAUCAAUUCCUACUUAGUAUGUGAGUAAAUACCAUUUCCUUUGACUCUAGGAAGCCGAUUUUAAAGCAAAGACUUAACUGCAUAAGGGUGCUUGGCAGCAUCCAAGACCCCUCCUGCAAAGCCAGCUCCAUCAGCAGUUGGACUAGAUGAUCGUUGUAGGUCCCUUCCAACUGAAUUAUUCUAUCACAUCAUGCAUAUUGAGUCAUCCAUCCAUGCUCUGCAAAAUCAAAACCAUGAAAUCAAGAGGGAGCGCCUGGAAAUCAAUGCCAGCACUCCCAGUGAUUUCAUGUAUCUUGGCAUAACAGUUGGAAAAGGGCACUGAUGUAUGUGUAUUAUCAUUAUGGGCAGGGGAGCUUAUCAGUGAUGUUUAGCUUUGGGAGCCAUGGAGCAACACUGAGAUUUUUGGGGUGAAAAGAGCAGAAGGAAGGCAUAUAGUAGAAGACCAGCCCAUUGUAUAGAGAUGUUCCUUCUGUUGGGGUUUUGGUUUUUUUCUCUCUUUUUUUUUUUAUUUUUUGAUUUUGUUUCCUUUUUUAUUCUACUUUAGAUCUGCAAGCUUGUGCACUGUGGGUGCGUGACUAUUUUAGUGUGAAACGUGUUUUUUGUCAUAGUAUUGAAAUAAUAAAAGCUUCAACAUAGUUUGGAUGUGGAAGGUGUAGCGAUAGUUCAGAUUCAAAAACAAAUAUUCAGGAAAAAAGAAGAAAAA
Pezoporus flaviventris is the source of this 5941-nucleotide messenger RNA. It is a transcript of the gene NCAM1, whose product is annotated as neural cell adhesion molecule 1. The record is from RefSeq and is a predicted model, not a curated record. Lineage: Eukaryota; Metazoa; Chordata; Aves; Psittaciformes; Psittacidae. Bases 367 to 3822 code for a protein of 1151 amino acids. Gene Ontology annotation, molecular function: protein binding. Gene Ontology annotation, biological process: cell adhesion. The transcript has 24 exons. Gene Ontology annotation, cellular component: membrane.